GACAUCGUUAUGACAUGGAGUCUGAAACUUUGGAAGAAGAGAUGGAAGACACUAACUUUGACGAAGAAGGCUUGAGUGGAGGCACAAUGGACCAAUUGCAUGCUUCUAUACCUUCAAAUGACAGUCUCCUGAGCUGUGAGAAUCAAAUAAGGAACUCCUCUCUCUUUCACCUAAUUCAAGAUGGAUUCCAGCUGAAGAAUAGCUAUGAGCAUAGCAAGAAACUUACAGAAUUGGUUGAUGUAACGUACAACCCGAGAACGAAGCAGUUUAUUUUUCUGGACACAAGAGGCAUUACCACAUGGUAUAAAGAUGGAAUAGGACAUACAGUCAGUCGAAGUAUGACAUUUCCCAAAUACCAAAACAAACUUCUCAGGAACAUCAUCUAUGCCAGGAAAUACAAUGUGUAUUUCUGUCUUGCCAAAGACUUUUCCUUAAAGGUGCUAAAUAAGAAUUUUGAGGAGACAUGCAACAUUGAUUCUGACCUGAGCUCUGUGAUGUUCCUACUCUUUAACCCUGUGAGAGAUGAGCUUAUUACAGGAGGAGUCAAAGGCACAAAGGUUUGGGAGUUCAGACAAGUUGCUGAUGAAGUUUGGAGAGAAAUAAAGCCGAUGGCAAACUACAAGCUCUUCUUAACGAAGGAGUUGGAAUCUGUGAAAGGUAGCUGGAUCAAAAAGGUAGAGCUGAAUGAACAAUUUCAGCACAUAUACUGCUGCUCUGACACAUCUGUUCAGUGCUAUGACAUGGAUGGAAAACUUCUUUUUGAGAUUGAAAGAGCUCAUGAUGCCCAAAUAAAUGCUUGCAAAUACUCACCUCAGGCCCGGCUUCUUAUUACCUGCUCAAAUGAUCAUGAAGUUAAGGUAUGGACGUUGAAUGGAGGACUGAUUAAUGUGUUUCGAAGCCAUACCAAGCCAGUAACCGAUGUAGUCCUACACCCACAUACCUCAAUGAUAGUACUCACUUCUUCUCUUGAUGGAAGUAUCAAGAUCUGGUCUCUGGACAUCAUGGAACUCCUCUACAGUAUGGUGGCAUCCACAGUAGGGAUACAUUGGAUGGGCUUGACGGGAGAGGGUCAAUUAUGGACAGCGACCUUACAUGACCUCAGCCUGUGGUCAAUCAACGAAGUGGUUAAUUUCUAUGCCUUGGCGAGAUGCCGUACAACAUCUCUUCAAGUAGCUCAGCUUGAGCACAAGACUAGCAGGGUAGUUGCAGUUGGUGAAGAUAGCAGUGUUCGACUGGUAUCUAUGAAGGAUCAGAAGAAUCUCUCAACUGUCCUACCACCUCCAUCGGUUUCCCCGCUCACCCAAGUUCUUUCUGUGACCUAUAAUCGUCAAUACAGUCUUGUCUACCUCCUGGUAAACCCCACAGAGAUAUGGGUCUACACUAUGAAAACAGACCCAGCAUGUCGAACUGCUGUUUGGGAUGUUAUGAAGAUCCAAGAAUGGAACAAAACACGAGCCCAGUCUGCGCGAGUGCACCCUUCUACCCCACUUCCAGUUGACAAGAAAAUGGCACCAACUCAACGGGCAUCCAGUGCUCACUUUAAGGGGUUCCGCAUCCGCUCAGCCAGUGCAGAAGGUCCACCAGGUGUCGAGAUGGCAGCUCCUUGCUGCUCGCUUCUUGCUCUACAUUCUCACAUUCAAUACUGGGGAGAUCAUGGAUUUGUUUGUCCACGUAAGACCAGUCUUCUUCUCCUUGGCCUUGAGGAUGGGAGGAUUCUCUUCAUGGAUCCAGUCAUAUUUGGGAUCAAGAUUUGUGAACUCCAGGCUUGCAAAGAUGCAAUUCUUGAUAUGCAACGGGAUCACUACCAUGAUACCCUUGUCAUUAGGAGUCACCUAAGAGAAGAAGACCUGUUCCAGUUUUGGUCAUUACCAGAGCUCCAGCUCAUGCAUGAAGCAUUGGUUACACCUGACACCACGGGACAUGCAAGAUUGGGUAAGAAGUUAUUCACUGGACAUUCUGAUGGAGCUGUCCAGAGUCAUGAGCUCCAGUCAGUGUCAGAUGACCCCCAUGCAGGUCUAAGACACACAGGACUAUCCUUGACUAAGAUUGGUUCUGACAACAAUCCAGGACUCAAGGAACACACCGGGCCUGUUGUAGGCAUGGAUGCGUGCCCAGAUAGAGGGAUUUUUGUCUCUUGCAGUGCUGAUGCUAUCAUCAAGGUAUGGAACUGUAAUAAAACGCUCUUAACAGAGAUCACACUGAGCCAGACCCUGUCUACUGCAAAAUUUCUCAAUGCCAAAGGAGAUCUUCUCAUUGGAUAUCUGAACCACCUCUUUCUCAUUGAUCAUACCAAAGUGUUGCCAUAUGCAGACCAGUCUAUUGAACAUUCAGAGGAUACCUUUGAAACUGAAUCUGAAAUCUAUGAAGAUCCAGCUGUCAAAUACGAAGGAGCUGCUGCCAACCCUGAUCCACUAGAUCUUGACAAUUAUUUGGUUCCUUUUAAUUUAGAUCUAACCCAGCGUUUCUUAGCUGGAGAAGCAUCCCCCUCUGGCUCUGUUGAAACUUCAGAUGUGGAGAAUGAAGAUGACACAGAGAGCCAGUUUUCCCAUGCAGCUACUGAAGUUUACCAAUCACCUACAGCAACACCUCGUCGUCUUUCUGUUGUUGAUAUGCUGGUCGCCAGUGAUGCUAUUAAUACACAAGCAAUUAAAGAAAAUAAAGAAGUUUAUUCCCUGAGACGCAAACAAUCUUCAAGAAGGCAUUCAUUUCAUGGCAGGAAAGAUGGCACUUGUGGAUCCUUUGAGUUUCCAAGCUUUGGACAUUCUCCAGGCCCCUCCCCCACGCCUACCCCACCCUCUACCCCAAGUGAUAUAUCAGUUUCUGAUAUAUCUAGUGAAUCUGAAGAGGAAGAGAAGGAGGAGACCGGCAAACCAGAAGAACAAGAACCUCUCUUACCAACUGAACGGAUUUCUAUCAUUGAGAGGAAACCACCAUCUCAACCAUCUGAUACUGCUCCUGUGAAGGAUAAUAAAAUAGAAGAACCAAGAUAUGGAUUUUCUACCAUGAAGAUUGAUUCCAAAGCCCUUCUAAACAUGAGGAAAUCACCAAGCUCUGCCACUUUAAAGAAACCAAGUGCCCCAUCACAGGUAUCUGUGGAUGUUCAAAGUAGUGAGAAGAGUCGGCCAUCAACAGGUAAAUCACCCAUUAAGAAGAAAGAACAGAAGAAAAACAGGACCCGUGUUGGUCAUAAGUCAAGUGAAGAAGGAACUGGAACAGGAAAAAUAGGAUCCUCCACUCAAAAAGCGGAAUUAGGGGCUACUGCACAGUUAUCGACCAAGCAGAUUGAGAGAAAGGCAGAAGACAAGAUUCUGCAAACUAAGAAUACCUCCAAAGGACCUGCUGUUGGAAUGUCAACCAUUGAGUUGGAUGGACCUGUGGGAAAAGAUAGAGCUGGUGCCCCUGAUGCUGCAGCAAGAGCCAAGAAACCUGUGGUUCCACAGAAGAAGAAGAAGAAACAGCCUAUAUUAUCAAGAGCAGGUAGAGGUACUGAUAGCAAAAGACAGUCGAGCAACGAAAAGGACCUGGCAGAUUCUAAGACCACUGAAGAUUCUCCUAAUGAAGCACAUGAAGAAACAAAAACUGAAGAGGGCUCAUCAUUAGUAGCUACUAGUUCUGCUGGAGGACUUGGUGCUAUGGCAAUGUUCAAAGCAGCCAAUAAGCUUCAGAUCAGUCAGAAGUAUGGUCCAGAACAAGCCAAGAUUUCUGUAGUACCCGCCCAGGCAGAUGACACAGAGAAUAAUGAGUUUCAAAGCGAUGAGCAGAGAAGUUCUUUGGCUGUUACCUAUGAGAUGCAUGCCAAAGACCAUGCAGGCUCUUCUCAACAUGAUGAUGGACAAGAUGCCGGAGUCCCCAUGGAAGAUCAAUGGGAAGCAAAAGCAGAAGAAGCACAUCAUAGGAUUGAUAAGGAAGAUGGAGGGAGUGAAGUUGGAGAUGAAAAUAGGAAAAAAACCCUUGGAAGCAAAUCCAUCACUUCUGGAAGGAGCAUGAGUGCUAAGGAAGGGCGUGUCAGGUUUAAUAUUCCAUCACAGCGGGCCCAGUCAGCUGCACCAAGGUUAGCAGGAGGGGGCGUUAGAGCAGGUCUGCUUCAUCCUUCAGGAUUAGAUAAUGAUGCCUUUUCGAUGCUUUCUUCUGUUGACAGAACAAACUCAGAAGAUGAGCUUGCAGAUAUUCCUGAAUCAAGACUGAGUGUGUUUGAUGACACUGACUUCAAUGACAGCCCCACCCCUCCAAAUACAAACUUUUCUGUCUCAAUAAUAUCAAAGGCAAGUACAAGACAAUCAAGCCUUCCAGAAUCUCGUAUGUGCUCUGGUCUUUCGAGGUUUGAGAUGGAUUCUCCUUUCUGUCCGAUGAGGUUACCCUUCUCCCCAUUGACUGCCCCUUCACCUCUUAGUGACAGAUUCCUGGAUGAGGAAGGACAAGGACUGCUUGCUAUGGAGCGUGGUAAUGUGGUAGAUGAUGUAGAUAGUAUCAUUGAUGUGGCCCCUGUCAACUACAACAGAGCUAUCCCUUUCAGUGCACCACCUGAAGGGCGCAGGGCAAGACCAAAUACAGCAGAACGAAGGAGAGAAGAGCAAAGACCUCAGACAGCUGGAGCUGACCCCCAUGUGACCUUUCAAAAUGAGGAUUUUGGAAGCAUGACAGAAGAGCAGUUUCAAAAGCACUUGGACGUUGUCAGCACGCCCACUGAUCUCAGUGGCUAUUUGAAAAAUGAUGGUCUUCAACUGGACAAGAAUUGGACAGACAGAAUGAUCCAGCGACAUCAAUUCUUAAAGAUGCAAAAAGAUCAAAGAGCAAAGAGUGCUGCUGAUAGACGUCAGCUCCUGGAGCUUAGACAACGUCAGAGACGAAAGGCACUUCUAGGUCACCGUCAUUGUUCUUCCAGUCUCUCUCCAAACCACCAAAGUGAAAAUCUUUUACAAUCUGAUACAAUUGUGAGAUCAAAGAGGAGCAUGAGGGCAAAGAGUGCACCAGCAAAUCCAGCAAGGCACCUAUCAUCUCAAUCACGUGACACACAUUCAGCACUUGAUCAAUGGAAGCAGGCAUCUUUCAGCAGAAAUACGACUCAGCAGCCAUCGAGCGGAAGACUAGGGUCUGCAUCCACCCAACACCAGCAAGCGUUUGAUCCCUAUAGCUGCUGCACUGAUCAAAGGAUAGACCAUACAAGAAUUGACAGGACAUUAUCGGGCAGUCCCACUGGACUUGAUAGGGCAGGUUGGAAUCAGAGAUCAUCGAGCCCUGGUGGUCGUCAAAGCUCUUUGGGUAAAGGGGAACAACACUCUCUCUUUCACGAUGGUCACCCUGAACCUAGGCAAAGUACCUGCGAGCAGAAUGAUCAAAAGCGUGAGCAUAGCAAAACAAGAUUAGACCUUGCUGCUGAAAAACCAUACAGGUUUCGCUUCAACAGUUCUAAGUCAAAUUCAACCAAAAGCAGAGAUGAGGUUCCUGAUGAUGUAGUUACUCGUGAUUCCUCCAGUAACCAUCUUGUAGUUAAAAAGAAACAAUCUGCGAAAUCCAUCCCAAGCAAACCAAGGCGAUAUGUGCUGGUCCACCAGCCGGGCACCAAACUGGGAGUAUUGGUACCCUCAAUCCUUGAAGAACAGCUACUAGCCAAGCGGUUUCCAAAAAUGCACAAGCGAUGGCAACGGGUCGCUCCUCCCCCUGAAGAUGAAAUAAAUGGGUCUCCUCCUCCACCACAACGAAAGAAUUCUUUGAAUCCAUCCUAUGUCAAUCCAUUGCCAACCAAUCAUGGCUCAAGCCCAACAAUGAUGUGAAAGCUACAAGAUGUUUGUUUGUGUGUGUCCUUGUUCCUGAAACAGCUGAAAUACAGUGCCUUUUCUGAUGAUAUAACAAUAGACUUCAAUUUGCUUCUCCAUGAUUGUGAUUGUAUUGCAAAUAGUACAUUCUUAGCUUUUAGAAUAUGAGAAAGACAAAUAAGUUACUAAAAGUUGCACACUGUUCAAUCUCAGUGAAACUUCCAGCAGCCUGUAUCUUAUUUAACUUUUCAAAUUCAAGUUUUGAUAGAUUGAAGUUAGAAUUACUCUUUGAGAUAAGCUAAUUUCAUAUUUUUGUUUUAAUUUAUGAAGACCAAAUAGCUCUUAAGCUAUUUACAAUGAACCUUCCCUGGUGACUUUUUGUUGGUUUUCAGGUGGCUGGUAACAGAAGUUCUUUUCUAAAUCAUCCCUAGAUAUAUCCGUUUGUGUUUCUAUUCCUUGAAACUUUAAUAAAGAAUGUAUCGGUAAUAAGUGUAUACAUGUACAUGUUUUUAGAUAAAAAUUGAACCAAAUAUAGGCCGUGAAUUUUGAUAUUCCGAGGGCAAGGCCACUUUAUAGCACAAAUGGGGAAAAUUAAAAGGGGCAUUGAAAGUUUAAAGGCUAAUGAAAUGACAUUUAGGGUAGUUAACAGGACAUCUUCAGCUUGGCUACUGGUGGCCUUGUGGACUAUUGAGUUGUAAUAUUUGAUUGGUAAAUGGGACAAAUACGUCUAGUCUCUUGCUGUAUUGAAUUUGAUAAUGUAAACGAGACCAACAGAAUUUGUCAUUUAAAGCAUUUUUUAGGCCCCCUUGUAUAAGACAAACUUGUUUGUCUUUGGUUUUGUCUGUAGUAUUAUGAAGAAAUAAUCUCGGAUUUUCUUUUCAAGUGUGUGUUUUAUAUAAUGUACAGUUCUUGUGUGUGAAUGAUGGCCUAUAAAAUGUAAUUGAUAUAGGUUUAAUUUUGUUUUUUAGAUUGAUAGAUACAUUUCUUGGGCUAUGAUGGGCUAUUUAGAAUGAGUGCAAUCCAUCCAAUAUAACAAGCCUAUGAUGUUUGCUUGUGCAAAUUUUAAUGUAAAUAAUAUAUUUUUCAAAAGACACAUGAUUAUUUUAUUGUUGGGUGAAUUGAAAUUUAACAAAUUGCAUAAUGUAAAUUCUUCAAAAUAUUUAGGGAUUAUCUGGUAGGAAAAGAGGCUGUAUAUAUAUUUAAAAAAUGUAUUCUGUUUUUAAUCCUUUUUCAGGUUGAAAAUAAAUUAUUGUAUUUAUUAGCAAAAGAA
This is a messenger RNA of Lytechinus pictus (painted urchin), 7023 nucleotides long. RefSeq lists its product as uncharacterized. Bases 15 to 5771 code for a protein of 1918 amino acids. Lineage: Eukaryota; Metazoa; Echinodermata; Echinoidea; Temnopleuroida; Toxopneustidae. Gene Ontology annotation, molecular function: protein binding. The transcript has 35 exons. The record is from RefSeq and is a predicted model, not a curated record.